This is a messenger RNA of Pogoniulus pusillus (Red-fronted tinkerbird), 1142 nucleotides long. It is a transcript of the gene MRPL15, whose product is annotated as mitochondrial ribosomal protein L15. Gene Ontology annotation, molecular function: structural constituent of ribosome. Gene Ontology annotation, cellular component: mitochondrial large ribosomal subunit. The coding region runs from base 68 to 952 and encodes 294 amino acids. Lineage: Eukaryota; Metazoa; Chordata; Aves; Piciformes; Lybiidae. The record is from RefSeq and is a predicted model, not a curated record. The transcript has 5 exons. Gene Ontology annotation, biological process: translation.
ACGGCUGUGCCGUAAAGCAGCGCGGCCGGCGGGAGCUGCGCUGGCUGCCCUUGGGAAGUGACGGGAGAUGAGCGGCAAUGGCGGCAACAAGGCCCUGGAGCUGCUGCGCUCCCUGCCUAGGGUUUGUCUGGCCAACCUAAGGCCUAAUCCAGGUUCCAAAAAGUUGGAGAAAAGACGUGGCCGAGGAAGAUAUAGAGGUAGGAAGUGUGGUCGAGGUCACAAAGGACAAAGGCAAAGAGGAAAUCGUCCCCGAUUAGGCUUUGAGGGUGGUCAGACUCCAUUUUACUUGGUCAUACCGAAAUAUGGGUUUAAUGAGGGGCAUAGCCGCAGAUACCAAUACCAGCCACUCAGUCUCCAGAGGCUGCAGUACCUGAUUGAUUUGGGUAGAGUUGACCCUACACAGCCCAUUGACUUGACACAGCUCAUCAAUGCCAGAGGUGUCACAGUGCAGCCUCUCAAGAGGGAUUAUGGUGUCCAGCUGGUGGAGGAGGGUGCUGAUAUUUUUUCAGCAAAAGUCAAUAUUGAAGUGCAGAGGGCAUCUGAAUUAGCAAUUGCAGCCAUAGAAAAAAAUGGAGGUGUUGUAACUACAUCGUUCUAUGAUCCACGGAGUUUGGAGAUUUUGUGUAAGCCAGUGGUAUUUUUCCUGCGUGGCAAGCCCAUUCCCAAGAGAAUGCUUCCACCUGAAGACCUUGUCCGUUACUACACAGAUGGCAGAAGUCGUGGGUACCUGGCAGACCCAGCUAAGGUUGCAGAAGCCAGGCUUGAGCUGGCCAAGAAGUAUGGCUACGUCUUACCAGAUAUAACUAAGGAUGAACUCUUCAAAAUGUUAAGCAUGCGCAAGGAUCCCAGACAGAUCUUUUUUGGCCUUGCUCCAGGGUGGAUCGUAAACCUGGCAGACAAGAAAAUUCUAAAGCCCACUGAUGAGAAUCUCUUAAAAUACUAUAGCUCGUGAACUCAGGACUGGAGCCAGCUGCAGGUGCACAGGAAACAUCUGGGUAGGAAACAGUGGAUAGAGGUGGUGUUUGUUUUGUUUUAAGAGUCUUGUUGUACUAGCCAAAACAUAAAUACGUAUUUGUCAUCUUCUGGUGUAGCUCUCAGCUCUUCAUACACUGUAUUAUGGCAAUAAAAAAGAGUUGUCAACA